Molecule: messenger RNA, 279 nt
Organism: Knipowitschia caucasica
Lineage: Eukaryota; Metazoa; Chordata; Actinopteri; Gobiiformes; Gobiidae
Source: the annotation of a GenBank genome assembly
AUGGAAAUCAAAACUAACCCGGGGUGUGCUGCGAAUUUGAAGACCUUAACAGAAGAACUUAUAACUAAUGCUACAGCACUACUGGAGGAAAUCCAAGAGAUGGUAGACCACUGCAGCUUUAUCCGCACUCUUCGAUCCCACAAAAAGGAGCAGAGUGUGUGUGCUGCCACCAUCCGAGAGGACGGAGAGACCUUGGUCAUAGAUGGUUUCAGAUUUGAGGAUGCAGCAAGCAGAGAAGACCUAGGGAGGCAGAACACAACCAGGGAAAACAACUCAUGA